Cannabis sativa is the source of this 1436-nucleotide messenger RNA. RefSeq names its product ACD11 homolog protein. NCBI's taxonomy places the organism in Eukaryota, Viridiplantae, Streptophyta, Magnoliopsida, Rosales, Cannabaceae. Gene Ontology annotation, biological process: intermembrane lipid transfer; ceramide transport. The transcript is spliced from 4 exons. Gene Ontology annotation, cellular component: membrane; cytoplasm; cytosol. The record is from RefSeq and is a predicted model, not a curated record. Gene Ontology annotation, molecular function: ceramide 1-phosphate binding; ceramide 1-phosphate transfer activity. Bases 386 to 1114 code for a protein of 242 amino acids.
UUAGGUUGGAAACACGGUCAGUUAACUCAGUGAAUGAGUGGGUCAUUUACUCAUUUAUUAUAAAACGUGUCCCCAAAACAAAAAGAUUGAAAAGUUGAUAAUUCUAAUUCCAAUACGAAUAGUAAUAGAUUUAGAAAACCACACGUUAAUAAAUGGGCCCCAAUACGAAUAGAAUUUAAGAAACUUCAAAUAAUUAUUUGUAUAUAUAUUAGGUUGACCGCGUUCCUAGCCUAAACAAACCCAUUAUAACCAUACACGUUUUUUCAUAAUAUAAAAACUUUCCUUUCAAAUUGAAUCUCAAUUCUCAUAUAACAAAGAAUAUUCUUCUUCAACUGUUUUCUCUUUUAAUUUUGUUUGUUUGGAUUGUUAAUUAACUAAUUAAUUAAUGAUUGCAAACGCAAGAUCAAGUAGUUGUUGCAGAGGCAUGGAGGGUAUUGCUAUGCCACCAGAGAAUAAGAGGUUGAAUAUAGAGGCUUCUAGUAGUAACCCAUUAUCUGCUAUAGCCGAUGCCUUUGAAGAUUUGUCUAACCUCAUUAUUAACCAUCAGAUUCAUCAUCAUCAUCAUCAUGAUCAUGAGUGUUUUCGGCUGAGAUUAGAUACCUUUUCUGAAGCUUGUUCUCUUAUUUCCUUUCUCUUUGGUUGUCUUGGCUUAGCUUUCAAAUUUGCCGAGUGUGAAUACGUCUCUAAGGUACAUAAUCUUAUUGAAGCAUCGAAGACACACGAGACUUUACAUAGCAUGUUAGAUUGUGAUGUAGCAAAUCAUACAGUGAAAACAUCAGGAAGCAAUUCACGUAAUUUAAGACGAGUUAGACAGGGUCUUGAUCUUAUCAGAGCUUUGUUUGAGCAAUUUUUGUCCAAUGAUGAUUAUUACUUAAAGGGUGCUGCUUCAACAGCUUAUGCUCAGGUGUGUGCACCAUACCAUUCAUGGGCUAUUAGGACAGCAGUUGCUGCUGGAAUGUAUGCUCUCCCAACCAGAGAACAACUUUUGUUGAAGCUCAAUGAAACAAAUCAAUCGGCAGAGAACAAAAUGAGAAGGUACAUUACAGCCUCAAUUCCAAUUAUUGAAUACAUCGAUAAGCUCUACAUUUCAAGAAAUAUCAAGUUGGAUUGGUGACUUAAUUCACUUGCAAUAUUAUUAACAGAAUUAUAUAUAUAUAUAUAUUUUAAUGUUAGAAGAUGUCAAGUUAAAAUAUAUAUGGCUUUGGUGGAUAUCCAAAAUGGUCAUUUUUUUAGUUGUGUUGGCUGUUGAAUUGAAUAUUUUCAUAGCAUAGUGUACUUUUAAAAGUAUAAGGAUAUAGGUUGGUAUUUUUGUAAAUCAUGGAAGUUAUCCAUAUGAACUUAGAAGAGAAAAAAACAAAGGGCACACUUAGGCAUGUUUAGUAACCAUUUUGUUUUUAGUUUUUUUUUAGUUUUAUUUAACAAAAGUUUUUAGUUUC